Molecule: messenger RNA, 1599 nt
Organism: Fusarium redolens
Lineage: Eukaryota; Fungi; Ascomycota; Sordariomycetes; Hypocreales; Nectriaceae
Product: cytochrome P450
Exons: 2
Coding region: 1-1599 (532 amino acids)
Molecular function (GO): iron ion binding; oxidoreductase activity, acting on paired donors, with incorporation or reduction of molecular oxygen, reduced flavin or flavoprotein as one donor, and incorporation of one atom of oxygen; heme binding
Source: RefSeq, a predicted model, not a curated record
AUGAACUCGUACCUCGUCCUCGCUCUCUGGGCCGCUGGGUCCUGGAUAGCCUUCAAUAUUGUCAACUCCUACUGGUCGUAUCUCCGGUACGACGCCAAACGUGAGAAACAAGGCUGUCAGCGUGCUCCUCGCAUGCCCAACAAAUACCCCUUCGCCGUCGACUUCUUCGUCGAUGCCAUAAAGGCUGAUAAGGAGAAGAAGUUUCCAGAGAUGAUGGUGAAGCGGUACGGGAAAAUGAGCCAUGUUGGGACGUUUGAGCAUUACACCCUUGGAAAUCAUGGUAUUUCUAUCAAUGAUCCUAGGAAUAUUCAGGCUGUACUCUCAACGCGGUUCAAAGACUUUGGGCUGGGUGAGCGGCGGAACAACACUUUUCGACCGCUGCUCGGAAAUGGCAUUUUUGCAGUUGAUGGACCGAGCUGGGAACAUUCUCGUGCUCUUCUCCGACCUCAGUUUGCGAGGAGUCAGAUUUCUGACCUUGGACAACAAGAAGUUCACAUUCAGCAUAUGAUGAAAGCGCUUCCAACAGACAAAUCCGGCUGGACACCGUCGACAGAUCUACAGACACUAUUCUUUCGUCUUACUCUCGAUACCACCACUGAGUUUCUCUUUGGAGAGUCUGUAAAUUCGCAGGUGAUCAACCUACCAGAGAACAUUGGAAAAGCUCGCACUUUGGCAAACGACAGGGUGAUUGAUGAAGUCACCUUUGCAGCGGCUUUUGACCAUGCACAAGCCUGGCUUUCCGAUCGGUCGAGACUGAUGGAUAAGUACUGGAUGGAUGACGGUCCAGGUCGUCGACGGAACGUGAGGAUCGUGCAUGAGUUUGUGAACUACUUUGUGCAUCGAGCCUUGGAGUAUCGCAAGCAGCGAGUUGAUUCUGAAAAGCCUCGAGAGAAUACAAAUUACGUCUUCUUGGAGGAACUGGCAUCUGAGACGCAAGAUCCGGUGGAGCUUCGCGAUCAAUUAUGCAGCACUCUUUUCGCUGGUCGAGACACUACCGCUUCAUUCCUCAGCUGGACAUUCUGGCUACUCGCCAGACAUCCCGAUGUCAUGGCCAAGCUCCGCAAGGCUGUCGCCGAGAGCUUCGGUCCUUACAGCACAUCAACCCCCGGUGAUAGCAUCACUUUAUCCGGUCUAAAGAACUGCACCUAUCUGCAAUACGUCAUGAAUGAAGUUCUACGUCUAUUCCCUGUCGUACCCGUCAACAUGCGCCAAGCCCUCCGCGACACCUCCCUUCCUGUCGGUGGGGGUGCAGAUGGAAAGAGUCCGAUAUUUGUGGCGAAAGGCCAAGUCGUUGACUUUUCAGUUUUUGUACUUCACAGAACUAAAGAGUACUGGGGAGAUGAUGCAGAAGAGUUUAGACCUGAACGAUGGGAGGGUCGCAAGUUUGGAUGGGAUUAUUUGCCGUUUAACGGAGGACCAAGAAUUUGUCUCGGCCAACAAUUUGCUUUGGUGCAGGGCGGGUACACCAUCGUUCGAAUACUGCAGAGAUUUGACACGAUUGAGAACUUGGACUCUGAUACUGAGCCAUCGCAUAAUUUGGCGCUGGUUGAUAAUCCUUUCAAGGGCGUUCAGGUCAGGUUACAUGAAGGAAGUGGUUGA